AUUCAGGUGCGCCUUAUAGUCCGAAAAUUACGGUACUUGUGAAAUGAUAAUGUGACUAGUUAAAUUACAUUUUCUAAAAGCCCAUUGGAGGUCAUCAGAGCUCAAAGUGAUGUCACUGCGAUUAUUUCUUGAGGACAUCAAAAGGGCGCCCUGACCACUUAUUAUCCAAGCUGGGGUGGGACAUUUUGUUCAAAACAUUUUUAGCUUUAAAAAGCACACAAAUAAUAUAAAAUCAUUAUAAUUAUACAAUUACGGAUGAAUUAUUUACUAUAUCAUCGUUUUCUCUACAUUUAAGCUCUGAGUCACUCAUGGAGAGCUAACAUUUGAGAAAUGGUAUUAAUGAACAUUUCAACCCUUUCUCUGCUCUCUUUGUUCCCUUCCUUCCUUCCUGUACCUGUCUGUGCUUUUCUACUGGAGGCACUGUACAGCACUGAACUUGAAUAGAACUUGAUUUAGUGGAGAGAAUGCUGUGUGUGUUGGGCAGUAAGAUGGAGCUGUGUCCCUGCAGGUACGGCCACCUGGACGGAGAUCCUAAAGAAGUGUCUCCUGUCAUUGAUCAGUUUGUGGAGUGUGUGUGGCAGCUGUCCGAGCAGUUCCCCUGUGCCUUCGAGUUCAACGAACGCUUCCUCGUCGCCAUACACACACACAUCUACUCCUGUCGGUACGGGACCUUCUUGGGCAACUGCCAGAAGGAGCGCAGGGACAUGAGGCUUGGAGAGCGGACUCACUCCGUUUGGCCCGAGCUGUGGAAGGAGCGGGCCCAGUACACCAACCCUCUCUACCGGGCUGAGCAGAGCCAGAGCCAGGGGGUCCUGAGGCCCAACACCACCCCCUACUGCUUCAAGAUGUGGAAGGGUCUCUAUAACCACGCAGAGAAAUCCACGCCUCCUCGCCAGUCACCUGCUGACUUCCUGUCUACUGUGAGGGAAGAGUCCCAGCAGCUGGAGGAGGAGCUGGCCAAUCAGCAGGAGGUACCGCCGGGAGGAACCCCCCACCAUCACCUGGGCUUCAGACAAGGCAUACAACACACUAGCAAACACUAGCACACACCCCCAACAUGCAUCACUGCAAAAAUGGAGCUCUAAGGUCUGUGAUCCCGUCUGCCCUCAUCAGUGAGUCACACACAGAGCCACACUGGCCUGUGGCCCCCCCGCUACCAUCCCUGACAAAAACAGAAGCAAAAUGGAACUCGUCAAAAUUCUCUUGGUGUCAACUGUUCACCAACAAGCCCCAACUCGGCUUUGGGGAUUUGCAACUGAAUAAGUUACAGAUAUAAAAAAGGAGGGACCAGGAACCCAGUUUACUGCCCCUGCUCCCUGCCACACACCGACAAACAGAGGCCCACUGGCCUACAGUGAGAGAGGAGUCUAUGGUCCACUGUCAGACGGCCUCACAGGUUUAACUAACAGUAGAGAAGUACUGACUUAUGUGAGCAGUGUGUGGAGACAAGUCAUAACCGUGAUUAACCUCAGCGCACACUCUUCUGGACCUUUAAUGAGCAAAGAGAGCGUGAUGGUAUUUAAAGACUAACACGUUAGUUUCAUUUGUUUGUAGAACAACAUAUCAGACACAAAUAAUGAUGAAGCAUAUUUAAACUUGUUAAAACAUGUCUCCGGGGAACCUCAGUGUAUUCCUUUCAAAAUAAACCAUUAGCCGCGUUCACACCGCAGUACUUUUCCCACUUUAGUUCC
This is a messenger RNA of Notothenia coriiceps (black rockcod), 1691 nucleotides long. Its product is annotated as myotubularin-related protein 7-like. Gene Ontology annotation, biological process: phosphatidylinositol dephosphorylation. The coding region runs from base 465 to 1043 and encodes 192 amino acids. The transcript has 3 exons. NCBI's taxonomy places the organism in Eukaryota, Metazoa, Chordata, Actinopteri, Perciformes, Nototheniidae. The record is from RefSeq and is a predicted model, not a curated record. Gene Ontology annotation, cellular component: cytoplasm. Gene Ontology annotation, molecular function: phosphatidylinositol-3,5-bisphosphate phosphatase activity; phosphatidylinositol-3-phosphate phosphatase activity.